Molecule: messenger RNA, 1588 nt
Organism: Sesamum indicum (sesame)
Lineage: Eukaryota; Viridiplantae; Streptophyta; Magnoliopsida; Lamiales; Pedaliaceae
Product: Zinc finger protein 622
Biological process (GO): ribosomal large subunit biogenesis
Cellular component (GO): preribosome, large subunit precursor
Molecular function (GO): nucleic acid binding; zinc ion binding
Source: RefSeq, a predicted model, not a curated record
GAUAUUUCUAUGCGACAUCAAAGCGGCUGGAGAAAACCCUCGGCAGGUUUCUCAUUCGAAUUGCCUCAAAUUUACAGAACCCGGAGAAGGAGAAGAAGGGAUGCCGGGAUUGACGUGCAACGCUUGCAACAAGGAAUUCGUGGACGAGGUUGAGCAAAAGCUCCAUUAUAAAUCCGAAUGGCACCGUUACAAUCUCAAACGCAAGGUGGCAGGGGUUCCUGGAGUGACUGAAACACUCUUCCUGGCUAGGCAGUCUGCACUUGCAGAAGAAAGAAGAAAGUUAGAUGAAACUCCCAUGGUUUAUAGUUGUGGCCUCUGUGGCAAGGAAUAUAGAAGUCCUAAAGCCCAUGCGCAGCACCUAAAAUCUAAGAGUCACUUAAUGCGAGCUUCUGAAACGCCCACCAGCAAUGGUGCGGGGAGCACAAUAAUUAAGCCUCUUCAACGCCGUGUUCCAAAAGAGCCUCUACGUCAACCAGUGCAAGAAGAUGACGAAAGUGAAGACAGUGAAUGGGAAGAGGUUGAUCCUGAAGAAGACUUGGUUGGUGAAGCCAGUGACUCCUUUACACAACUUAAGGUAAAUGAGAAUCCUUCUAAUGAUGACAUGGAUGAAGAUGAGGAUGGUGAUGAUGACUUUGAAGGUUUGGAUCCUUCUUGUUGCUUUAUGUGCGAUCUGGAGCAUGAUACAAUAGAGAGCUGUAUGGUACACAUGCACAAGCAGCAUGGGUUCUUCAUCCCCGACAUUGAGUAUUUGAAAGAUCCUAAGGGUUUUCUUACUUAUCUCAGCCUCAAGGUUAAACGGGAUUACAUCUGUCUGUACUGUAAUGAGAGAUGUCAUCCUUUCAGUAGUUUGGAGGCCGUCCGAAAGCAUAUGGAGGCUAAAGGUCACUGCAAGGUGCACUAUGGUGAUGGAACUGAAGAUGAGGAAGCAGAACUAGAAGAAUUUUAUGAUUACAGCAGCAGUUAUGUGGAUGCAGAUGGGAAUCAACUAGUUGCAGUUGAUGACACGCAGAAAGCUGUUGAACUCGGUAGUGGUGGUGCUGAGCUAAUUAUAACCAGACAAAAUAAUGGUUCAACAUUGACCAAAAUGCUUGGAUCAAGGGAAUUCUUGAGAUAUUACCGUCAGAAACCACGUCCUACACCUGCAAAUAAUGCUAUCACAGCUGCAUUAGCCUCAAGGUACAAGAGCAUGGGUCUAGCAACCGUGCAGUCAAGAGAGCAUGUAGUCCGGAUGAAAGUAAUUAAGGCAAUGAACAAGUCUGGGAUUGAGGCCAUGCGCUCUAAGAUUGGUAUGAAGAGCAAUGUAAUACGCAACCUCCCCAAGAACGUUCCGUAUUAAUCCUUGAGCUUGUUCUCUGAUUCAAACUUUGGCCGUAAUGGACCAGAGUGUUGUAUCUCACACAUGGACCAUCUUUUUCUCCUUUUUCCUUGGAGAAGUUCUGAAUUUGCAGCAAUUUUUAUUCACCGGUUAACAUAUAUAAGUUUUGAUGUACAAUACUUCAACCUUUCUUUCUGUUUUGGUUGAUGAUUCAUAUAAUACUUCUACGUUCAGUAUCAAUGUUCGGCCCCGCUCGGCCUGAAGUUUUUGAAA